GAUACUUGUUUGGCAGAAGCUUUCUGUUUAUUCAGCACAGAGUCUUCCUAGACUCCCAGAUGUAAAAAGCUCUAAGAGUUGAUGCAAGAGACAGAACCGGAACUGUAUAUAGGCUGAGGUGUGCAGUGCGGAGAAUUGGCUAUGCAGGGAUAUUGAUUUGGUGUGGCUGUACCUGCCUGUUUUGUGAAAGGCAUUUCUCUGAGACUGUGAAGGUGAGAAGCCCAGGGAUCCACUAGAAACUUCCUCACAGCUGGCUCUUUGGUGGGGGAAUGCAUUUCCAGUGGUAGCUGUCCUCAUUUACAGCGUUAUUCUCGGAAACCAAGUAUGUGCAGCAGUGACAGACUAUGCCACAGCUCCCCUGCAGUUUGGAAGCUGGAACAAAUGGAAACAGCUUAUAGCCAAGAGAGGUUGUGACUUGUUUUUACGAUCCAAGCUUGGUCUGGCAGUGCACAAAGGAAGGAUGAGCUUUGUGGCAAGCAAAAUCAGCAGACUGCCUGACAAGGGGUUUUGAUCGAGCGGUUGGAAGUAAGCAGCCUUGCCCAGACUUCCAGCGCAGUGGCCUCCAGUACUGAUGGAAGCAUCCACACAGACUCCGUGGAUGGAACACCAGACCCUCAACGUACAAAAGCUGCCAUUGCUCAUCUGCAGCAGAAGAUCCUGAAGCUCACAGAACAGAUCAAGAUUGCACAAACAGCCCGGGACGACAACGUUGCUGAGUACUUGAAGCUUGCCAAUAGUGCAGACAAACAGCAGGCUGCCCGCAUCAAGCAGGUCUUUGAGAAGAAGAACCAGAAAUCUGCCCAAACCAUCCUUCAGCUACAAAAGAAGCUUGAGCAUUACCACAGGAAGCUCCGAGAGGUGGAGCAAAAUGGGAUCCCCCGGCAGCCAAAGGAUGUCUUCAGGGACAUGCACCAGGGUCUGAAGGACGUGGGAGCGAAGGUGACUGGCUUCAGUGAAGGUGUGGUGGAUAGUGUCAAAGGUGGAUUUUCCAGCUUUUCCCAGGCCACCCAUUCCGCAGCAGGUGCCGUGGUCUCAAAGCCCAGAGAGAUUGCUUCACUGAUUCGGAAUAAAUUUGGCAGUGCAGACAACAUCCCUAACCUGAAGGACUCUUUAGAGGAAGGGCAAGUGGAUGAUGGGGGGAAGGCUUUGGGAGUGAUUUCAAACUUUCAGUCAAGCCCAAAAUAUGGUAGUGAGGAAGAUUGUUCUAGUGCCACUUCAGGCUCAGUGGGAGCCAACAGCACCACUGGGGGCAUUGCUGUAGGAGCAUCCAGCUCCAAAACAAACACCCUGGACAUGCAGAGCUCAGGAUUUGAUGCACUACUACAUGAGAUCCAGGAGAUCCGGGAAACCCAGGCCAGACUAGAGGAAUCCUUUGAGACCCUCAAGGAACAUUAUCAGAGGGACUAUUCCUUAAUAAUGCAAACCUUACAGGAGGAGCGAUAUAGAUGUGAACGAUUAGAAGAACAACUAAAUGACCUAACAGAGCUCCACCAGAAUGAAAUCUUGAACUUGAAGCAGGAAUUGGCCAGCAUGGAAGAGAAAAUCGCAUAUCAGUCCUAUGAACGGGCCCGGGACAUCCAGGAGGCCCUGGAGGCAUGCCAGACCCGCAUCUCCAAGAUGGAGCUGCAGCAGCAGCAGCAGCAGGUGGUGCAGCUAGAAGGUCUGGAGAAUGCCACUGCCCGGAACCUUCUGGGCAAACUCAUCAACAUCCUCCUGGCUGUUAUGGCGGUCCUUUUGGUCUUUGUCUCCACGGUAGCCAACUGUGUGGUCCCCCUCAUGAAGACUCGCAACAGGACGUUCAGCACUUUAUUCCUUGUGGUUUUCAUUGCCUUUCUCUGGAAGCACUGGGACGCCCUCUUCAGCUAUGUGGAACGGUUCUUUUCAUCCCCUAGAUGAUGCUGGCACAAGAAGGCAGUGCUCCCUACCCUCUGGCGAGUGCAUGCAACAGAAAGUUAGACAGCAACUUACCUACUCUGAAGUUUUCUACAACAACAAAAGAGUUGAGUGAAUCUGUUUACAUUUAGAAUAAUGUUUUUUUCUUCAAGAGACACAAUUGCAAUAGUAUUUUUUAGAUUUUAUCCAAGAAGUUUUUUGGGCAAAAAUCUUGGAUCAUUUUUAUGUAGCAUGAUUUUCCUUGGGAUGCAAAUCUUAAACAGUCCUUUAACAUGAACCAACAAUCUGGAGCACACUGAAGGGCAUUCUAAAUUGUGGCUUGAAGGACUGCAUUAAAAUCCACUAAAAGGAUGCGAAAACCUGAUUAGGGCAAACCAGUUAAACCUAACUCCCUACCUUGUCUGGGCUCACCACCUCUCCCCAUCCCAGACUAACUUUACUGUGAAAUCCUACCACAUUCCAUGUCUGAAUUUUUGGAUUCAGGGUGGAUUUUCCUUGUCCAUGGAAGAACACAUGGAUCUCCCUGGCUUUCUCACUCAAGUUGGCCACUCACGCCAACCCUGGAAGUGUGAUCACUUUUGAACCUGUUUCCUUAAUCUUCGCUAGGAUACAAAAGUGAGAGCAUCUUUCCCCAAAGGAUCACUGCACAGUCCUACUACAGUAUUUUGAAGUUGCCCUCUAAAUACUUAAUUUUACGUAAAAUCCCUUGGCCGCACUUUUAAGGUUUUUUUUUAAUAUGUGUAUAGUUACCACCUUAAAAAAUCUGAACAGCAUACUUGAAGAAUGUAAUACUCAAACUCUCAGUGCUUCCUUAUGGUUUCUAAUAGGAUUUUUUAUUAUUGUUAUUAUUAUUAUUGGGUUUUUUUGGAAAGGGUUGGGAGGGUCUUUUAUUUUUCCUUUGAAAUAAAGAAGUGAUGUUUUUAAAUGAAGAAAUGCGUGGACAUUUAAGUGUGCUGCUCCCUCUUGUCUUGAAACAGUUUGAGUAAGAAAGACUUGCUGUAAAUGCUGCCCUCUGCUGCUCUUGUUUUGAGAUGCAGCUUAAAUUCCCUCCUCUGGCUGCUGCCACUGCUUUUUGGUGUCCUGCCACCUGCAUACCACCACUGUAUGGGCUUGGCUUGGUUGGAGAGGAAAGGGGUGUGCAGGCAGAUGGGGAGGCUUUUUCCACAAACCAGCAUGGUAGGAUAGGGAUUUUUUUGCCCCAAGUAAAGGUUUAUCAAGUGACCAUUGAGACUAUGUUAUGAGAGUCAUAAAUAAUUCCUUAUGUUUCCUUAAUUUAUUUUUAACAUCCCCUAAUUACUGAAACCAAAGUGAUGUGGAGUCUUCUGUCUGCAUUUUGGCCCCAACAUCCUUAAUUUCAAAGCUUUAUUUUGUCUGCCUGGGAGAAUCAGUUGCAGGUGAUUCUUCUAAAGAGCAGAAAAGAAAAUGUCAGGCUUAGAAGGACCCAAGUCUUGAGUGUAAAAUGUUGUCAGCUUCCUAUUAAUCUAAACUGACGUAUUAACCUAACGAUGCUCAGUGAACUUUUGUAGACAGUUUAGAAAGAUCAACUGAGCCUUCUUCCCCAUCCUAUAACCAGUUCCAUCAUCCUGGUGGAACUUGAACUUUUAAAGCUUAUCUAAGAGAGCUUGGUUAGCUUUUCAUAUUACUCAUAGUAUUGGGUCACAAACACUGUUCCCUCUUGGCCUCCUUCUGCGCAACCAGGUGAUGAGCAGGGAGCACAUAAUAUGCCCCGAAAAGAACAGCAAAGCAUGCUUUGCCUGUUUCCCCCAUACCAGAAAAUUCUUUCAGUAGUAGCAGAUUAGUAUUGCCCUGCCUGUCUGAAAGAACAAUUCCAUCCUUCUUUUGCUUUGGCAAGCUGGCCUUCUCGGAGCCAGCAUGUUUCCAUAACUACUUUGAUAUGUUAACUCAGGUACCCCGAUCUUCACCCCAUUCCCAGUUGAUUGUAGUGUACCUGCUGGCUCUGUUGCCCCCUCAAAACUAGCACCCAGAGCAGGGCCACAUGGGGUGAUUUCGCUUUUAAAAAAUAAUUAGAACCAUUUCAUGUCCAUGCCAAAACCAAAUUUUCCCCAAGCCUAUAUACUUAAAAUGUUAACUUUGCCUAAAAAUAUUGCAGUGACUUUAGGCAAGAGUGCCAAAGGACACUAUGACCUUGUCAAACUAGCAGUUUCUGCUUUAGCUUAAUUGCUCAGAGUAGAGAAGAGAGCCCCACAAAGUUGUUGAAAAGAUGCUCUAGUAGUAGUCCACCCGUUUUUCUAAGCUAGAACAUUUGAGUCCCUUAAACUACAGGCUAAUAAGUUUUGUGGGCACUGGAGGUCACUCUGAUAGAUCGAUUGCAAGUGUUCCCAUUUGCCUUAGGACAGUUUCUAUCAAAGGAAGGUGUUCACCUCUGGAAAGCCCCCUGAGCUCCAGCCAAACAGGCCCACACUGACUUUCCAUCUUCCUUUCUCAAACUGUCUUAGAAAGGACCUUCAGUCCAGUCAGGCACAACAGCUUUCUAGCUUUGUCCCUUGAGUACUCACCAGGCCCAACAGUUGUGUGCAUUUAAUGCUGUUUGUAACCAUACAUCUGCUUUCAUGCUUUCCUAUGCUUUUUGUUGCCCAUCCCUGUUGCUUUUGAGUUUCUUUGAAUUAUGGUUGUUUUCAGGUUCUCCCCUGUUCAAAGCUCUUCUAUAACCUCGCUCUAAUGACUUAACAAUUGUUCUGGGUGGAGACUGACCCUCAUUUGAAUGCUCUCUUUAAAAAAAAAAAGACUAUGUACAUUCCCUUUGAAAUGAUGCAUUCCCGGAUUUGUCUGUGCUAGUGCCUAGCCUGGAUGAGUGAGGCUGGCUGUGUUGUCCUGGGUGACUCUGUUCAGGCUCUAGAAAGACCAUCAUCUUUUACAACAUUUAUGAUCAUUAAUGGGUACUUCUGUCUGCUCCAAUUUUGAUCCCUUGGUACACUCUGCAUCCUAGCAAGGAAGGCUUUCUGCUGGCUCUUUAAGCAAAAAUAGGUUAAAUUUUAUACUUCACUGACAGGGGUCUUCCCUCCCUUGUCCCAACUGGAGUAAAAAUCUGAAGCCAAGAAAAACACUGGGAUCAAGCCUUCCUGGUUAGCCAUGUCCUAUUAAUGAGCAUAUUUUUGUGUGGUCUUCAUUGCAUUUGGUUUUGUUUCCGAUUUCAAAUUCCUUUGAGGUACAGUCAGAUGAAACGCAGAGUUCCGAGUGAGUUCCAAUGAGGAGCUGCCUUUUAGCUUUGGAAAAUAUGCAUCUAAAACAAAACCAAACAUUAUUAUGAUGAACAAGCUGGCACAAGCAAAAGUAUGUUUCCCACACCCCCCCCCCCAAAUGAAACCUGGGAUUUUGGAUGUGGCUCUAAGAGUUAACAUUUCUGUCUGUGUGUUGUGUAUGCUAGGUGAUACCCUCAGUAGGGAUUGACUACUAGACUGUAAGUGUGUUUUAUCAAAGUGUGUAAGAAUAAAAACUCACUUGCACGAAUUGAAAAGUAAAGAAAUGACACUUGUGAACGUGUGAACGUUAACACUGUAGUUGAUAGAUCUUAAGCUGCUAAUUGUUGAGAGAGAAUUAAAUUUAUGUUCUGUCUGGUUGCUGCAGAUUCUCAGCAGCACUUUUACUGUAUAUACAAAUUGAAAUAAAGACCUCAGCUAUUAA
Messenger RNA from Carlito syrichta (Philippine tarsier), 5535 nucleotides. RefSeq names its product transmembrane and coiled-coil domain family 1 (gene TMCC1). The transcript has 4 exons. Bases 907 to 1896 code for a protein of 329 amino acids. The record is from RefSeq and is a predicted model, not a curated record. Gene Ontology annotation, biological process: membrane fission; endosome membrane tubulation; endosomal transport. NCBI's taxonomy places the organism in Eukaryota, Metazoa, Chordata, Mammalia, Primates, Tarsiidae. Gene Ontology annotation, cellular component: endomembrane system.